This is a messenger RNA of Jatropha curcas, 822 nucleotides long. RefSeq names its product ferredoxin, root R-B1-like. The record is from RefSeq and is a predicted model, not a curated record. Gene Ontology annotation, biological process: electron transport chain. Lineage: Eukaryota; Viridiplantae; Streptophyta; Magnoliopsida; Malpighiales; Euphorbiaceae. Gene Ontology annotation, molecular function: electron transfer activity; 2 iron, 2 sulfur cluster binding. Gene Ontology annotation, cellular component: plastid.
AACUAAACAAAAGUCAUUUCCAAUGACAAAACGUCACCGAUCGCAAUACUUUCCGAACUCUCCAACAUAUUCUAGAUCCUCACAGCGCAAUCAAGUUUGGUAGGGCAAGGUCUCACUAGCAUUUGCCUUUGGACCUUCCGCCGCUACCCACUGUUUAUCUCUCUGAUUAGCCUCCUUUUCCCUUGAAGAAAUAUGUCGACUAUGAGGGUGCCCACAUCUUGCUUAAUCAGAACCACACCCCCAACCAAAGCUGUGAGCCCAACCAAAUCUUGUGCCUUGAUCAAGGGUUCGUUUUCUCUGGGUUCUGCGAAAAAUUUAUCUAAAGCAUUUGGUUUGAAAUCUUCAUCCUUCAAGGUUUCAGCAAUGGCUAAUGUAUACAAGGUGAAACUAAUCACGCCAGAGGGUGUAGAGCAUGAAUUUGAUGCCCCUGAUGAUACUUACAUCCUUGACUCUGCUGAAAAUGCAGGAAUAGAACUGCCUUACUCAUGUAGGGCAGGGGCCUGCUCUACUUGUGCUGGGCAGCUGGUUUCUGGAUCUGUAGACCAAUCAGAUGGGUCAUUCCUGAGCGAAGAGCAAAUGGAGAAAGGAUAUGUACUUACCUGUGUCUCAUAUCCAACUUCAGACUCUGUUAUUCGUACUCACAAGGAGAGUGAUCUCUACUAAGUCAUGUAAGAAGCAAGCAUGAACUUGCAUAAAAUCGUAGAUUCGUACAAUGUUCCGUGCCAGAUUUAUCGUUUGGUCUACCGUUUGUAUUAGUUUUCAUUGUUGAAUUCAAUCAUAUCUUUAAUCUCAAGUUAGUCUUGAAAGCUUCAGUUCUAUUGA